Messenger RNA from Scomber scombrus (Atlantic mackerel), 1839 nucleotides. It is a transcript of the gene prkaa2, whose product is annotated as protein kinase, AMP-activated, alpha 2 catalytic subunit. Bases 1 to 1770 code for a protein of 589 amino acids. Gene Ontology annotation, molecular function: ATP binding; protein serine/threonine kinase activity. The transcript is spliced from 10 exons. Lineage: Eukaryota; Metazoa; Chordata; Actinopteri; Scombriformes; Scombridae. The record is from RefSeq and is a predicted model, not a curated record. Gene Ontology annotation, cellular component: cytoplasm. Gene Ontology annotation, biological process: protein phosphorylation; intracellular signal transduction.
AUGGCAGAGCGGCAACAACAAAAGCACGAAGGCAGGGUAAAGAUCGGCCAUUACAUCCUGGGUGACACGCUCGGAGUGGGGACAUUCGGCAAAGUAAAGAUUGGUGUGCAUCAGUUGACGGGCCAUAAAGUGGCUGUAAAGAUCCUGAACAGACAGAGGAUCCGCAGCCUCGAUGUUGUGGGGAAGAUCAAACGAGAGAUUCAGAAUCUCAAACUGUUCAGACACCCACACAUCAUCAAGCUGUACCAGGUGAUAAGUACACCCACAGAUUUCUUCAUGGUUAUGGAGUAUGUGUCUGGGGGUGAGCUGUUUGACUACAUCUGCAAACAUGGACGGGUAAAACAUUUAAUCUAUUCAUUGACUGCUAAAUCUGAGCUGCCAUCCACUGUACAACCACAGUCCAACCAUCUCCAUUCAUAUUGUGUCUUUCAGGUGGAGGACACAGAGGCACGCCGUCUUUUCCAGCAGAUUAUCUCAGCUGUAGACUACUGCCACAGACACAUGGUGGUCCACAGAGACCUCAAACCGGAGAAUGUCCUGCUGGACGCCAGCAAAAACGCCAAGAUUGCAGACUUUGGUCUGUCAAACAUGAUGUCAGAUGGGGAGUUCCUGAGGACGAGCUGUGGCUCACCCAACUACGCCGCUCCAGAGGUCAUCUCAGGAAGGCUCUAUGCAGGCCCAGAGGUGGACAUCUGGAGCUGUGGGGUGAUCCUGUACGCGCUGCUGUGCGGCACCCUGCCCUUUGAUGAUGAGCAUGUCCCCACGCUCUUUAAGAAGAUCAGAGGAGGAGUCUUUUACAUCCCAGAGUACCUGAACCGCUCCGUGGCCUCACUGCUGAUGCUCAUGCUACAGGUGGACCCUCUGAAAAGAGCCACCAUCAAAGACAUCAGGGAGCACGAGUGGUUUAAGCAGGAACUGCCAGGCUACCUGUUCCCUGAGGACCCAUCAUACGAUGCUACAGUCCUGGACGAAGAGGCAGUCAGAGAAGUGUGUGAGAAGUUUGAAUGCAAUGAGUCAGAGGUCAUGUCCAGUCUCUUUAGCGGAGAUCCACAGGAUCAGCUAGCAGUAGCCUAUCACCUCAUCAUAGACAAUCGGCGCAUCAUGACCCAGGCCAGUGAGUUCUAUUUGGCCUCCAGUCCUCCCCAGGGGUCCUUUAUAGAGGAGGGCAUGUUGCUGCCCCCAGGGGUUAAACCCCACCCAGAGAGGAUGCCUCCACUCCUGGCUGACAGCCCCAAGGCUCGUUGCCCACUGGAUGCUCUCAACACCACCCGGCCUAAACCUUUGGCAGUGAAGAAAGCCAAAUGGCACCUGGGCAUCAGGAGCCAGAGCAGACCCUAUGACAUCAUGGCUGAGGUGUACAGGGCUAUGAAACAGCUCAACUUUGACUGGAAGGUGGUGAACCCGUACCAUCUGCGAGUGCGGAGGAAGAAUCCAGUGACGGGCAACUUGGUGAAAAUGAGCCUGCAGCUAUACCAGGUGGACAACAGAUCCUACCUCCUCGACUUCAAGAGCAUUGAUGAUGACAUCAUUGAGGCAGUGGGCUUUAAAUCGGGUUCGUCCACUCCUCAGAGGUCGGGCUCUACAGCCGGUCUCCACAGACCGAGACUGAGCAUUGACUCAGCAAGCCCAGCAAUGGAUCUGCCUCAGCUCAGCUCCUCUCUGCCAGGCUCCCUGUCCGGUAGCUCUCCUCUAUUCACCCCACGUCAGGGAUCACACACCAUGGACUUCUUUGAAAUGUGUGCCAGUCUGAUCACCACACUAGCACGCUGAGACCUGUCGCUCCUAACCUCGCUGUAACGUGGAUGUCAGUGGGGUUUUUAAGCCAAGUGCAGAUCUGGG